UACUAUUGCUGUUCCUGCUGCCUUCUUUUUCAUUUUUUUGAAUUCGCAAACGCUAUAAUAAAAAGCUCUUUCCUAUUUUUUAACCUUCUCUCUUUUCAAUACCUAAAGCCGCACACGCGUGCGUAUACAUACUAUUUUUGCUCUUAAAAUUUUUCUUAGAGCAAUGUCAAAGUACUUGGCCCAGACGAAUUCAGACAACUCGUUGCCGGUUUCCCCCAAAAGCAUAACUAUUACUGACGGCACGGUUAUCAGCACAGAUGAUUACGUGUACUUGCAAAAUGACUUGUCAGACGAGCCGUUCUCUAUUGGGCGGGUCAUGGAGUUUGCGUACGUGCCGCGCGUAAAGCAGCCAAAGCCCCUGAUGUCCGCAAGCUGGCGUCAAAACUCAGGCGCGUUUGAUGCAUCAAAGGGCAGGGACAAUGACACGCAGCAGUCAGGUGACACACCCAAGUUCAAGCGCGAGGGUACGCCCGCAUCGUCAACAUCGUCAGUAACUUCCGCUGCAUCGGCGCAGCUGCGGGCUCGCAUCGCAACCUUUUCGCGCUCGCGAGAUCUGCCAGUGUCGCGGGCAAAGGUCAAGGACACGCGGCUGGUGAUUGCCACAAUGUACUCGGACCUGUACCUCGUCUCGGCGAUCAAAGGCAAGUGCGUUGUGAGACACACAGCCGAGAUCCACGACCUCAGUGUAUGGAAAAACACGCCCGACCACUACUAUUAUAACCAGUUCUUUGACCGAUACAGCUCGCGGCUCUUUGACAUUAUCCCGGUCAGUCAGAUCCGCAACGCACCGCAGGACGUGCUGCAAAAGUUGUUUGACACGUACGAGUUUAUCUUUGCUGAGUCGCAGAAAAUCUCGGACCUGGUCAACACGCGGCGCGCGUGCACCGUCUGCGCAAAGUGGUGCAGCAUAAGCGAGUCACUCAAGUGCUCGCUUUGCGACAAGCACUACCACAUGCAGUGCCUGGAUCCGCCCAUUAGCCGCAAGCCGGCGAAGGGGUACAGCUGGCAGUGCGCUGCGUGUCUGCGGCGCAUCCAGGAGCAGCGCGCAAAUGCCUCGAGCAAUGCUGAUGAGUCGGCGGAUGUCACUGGUGACCGCAAGCGGACCACUCGCACGACUCUCGCUGAGGAGUUUUCAAAUUCGCGGCGUUUGCUGUCGGGGGCCGGUGGCGCGUCGGCUUCGGAUACCGAGUCGCGUGCGGGAAGCAAACGGCUAAAGCUUUCGCACGGCGACGGCAAAAGCGGCACAGAGGCUGCGGCAACGCCAAUUCCGCGGCCCAAGAACCGUGGGCUGUGGCCGUUCCGCUACUUUGGCGUGAAUACCAACAUCGAGGACGUACUCAACGACGAUGAGCGCAUCUAUCCGCGUGCCGUUAGCCGCAUCGGGCCCAAGUACCAGGCCCUCAUCCCGGAUAUGGUCUCUCCCAGCGGCCCCGCGCUCGACAAGUACCUCACAAAGAAGCGCGCCCAGAUGCUCGGCGGCAGCAAUGAGGCCAGCGACGAUACAGGGCCUGCGAACCAGCAGUCCAGCGUGCAUGAGACGGCCGCAAGCAACAGUGCGUGGCCGUCCACCGGGAGCACCACGCCGCUGGCAGGCCAGACGAACCAGUACACGCAUCGUGGGAAGGAGGGUGGCGGUGGCGCUGGCGUUGGUGGGCGGUGGCAUGGCAAAAGCGCAGACCAGAUGGACACCACUUGGGACAAGAUUGAGGUCGAGCGCGGCAACCACGACGAACAUCUCUUCUUCAGACAGCCAUCGUUCCUGGAUAAUGAAGAGCUCGACAUGUACAUGGAUUCAAUACUGCCGUACCUGAAGCGGCACUUUAGACUUGUACGCGAUUUCACGCUGCUCGAUUGCCAGGACGCCGCGCUGCACGGGCUGGCGCAGCACAACUACGACGUCGAGGAGGCGCUGAUUACGAUCCCCGAAUGCCCCGAGGAGUACAUCCGGCGGCGUGCGGCGGGCGAUAUGUGGACAAACGAGGCACUGUCAAAGUUCAUCGAGGGCCUGCGCGAGUAUGGUUCGAAUCUGCAGUCCAUCCACGAGGUCAUGCCCGAGAACAGCAGACGCGCGAUUGUGCUGCGCUACUAUCUGAUCCACCCGACAAAGGUUGGGAGGCGGCUGCAGGAGGAGUUCAACAACCGCAACCACGCGGGCCAGCGGCGGCCGAAUCUCGGCGAGGGCACAAGCAACGCGCACCUAGACACUGCCUCAGAUGCCGGCGUGAGCAGCGUAAACACGCCGGCCAGCUCGCCACGGCUUUCAGGGCUGGGCGACAAGCCGAACCGGCGCUGUGUACACUGCCAGCAGGAGAACUCAUCGCGGUGGUACGCGGCUCCCGCCGAUAUGACGGUGCACUACACGCGUGGCGCAAAGUCGUCCGGCAUCCAGCGCAUCAUUUGCGCUGACUGUCGCGAGUACUGGAAUCACUACGCGCUGAUGCCCGACCAGGACUCAAUCAACGCGCGCAAGCACCAUUCCCAGCAGAAGCAGAAGGCCAGCAAUGGGGCCCGGGGCGCGGCGGCACCAGCAUCGGCACCAGCAUCAGCAUCAGGAUCGGCAUCGGCAUCGGCGGCGGCAUCAGUGUCAGCGGCAGAUCAGGGGAACGGUAACGUUCGUUCCAAGACAGUCAGUGUGCAGCCCAAGGCGCGUGCAACUGCGUCGUGGCCGCUGAUUCCAUGUGACGUGUGCAGGCUGAAGACGCGCUUUACUGACCACACAGCGCUGAUGUGCCAGGAUUGCGGACUCUGCCUGCACCUGGCGUGCUCCGGCUACCCUGCGCGCGCGCGCAUCAACCCCAAGCGCUGGCGCUGCGGCGUGUGCUCCAACGUUGCAAAUCCAACGGUGUCGAUCAACUACGAGUGCAUGCUCUGCCACAAGAGUGCGCCGGCAUUGCUGGCUGCACCUGAGCGCCCGCGGCCGUUGAUGUGGCGCACUAGCGGCAACAACUGGGUGCACGCCCAUUGUGCACUGGUCGUUCCCGAGUUGCAACUGUCGUUUAUUCACGGUAACAUCAUUGUCAGUGGCUUUUCGGCUGUGCCCAGCAGUGCGUGGGAGCGCAAAUGCUCGGCGUGCAGCAGCGCGGAGGGGGCGGUGAUCAAGUGCUGCGAGAAAAGCUGCCAGGAGGGAGCCCACGCUUCCUGUGCGCAGCUGGACAUUAGAGGCGGCGGCGGCGAGCAGCUGUCUCCGUUGGGCCUGCGCAUCACCCUGGCGGGCCGCAUGGUCGACGGUGGGCGUGCCGGAGACUUGGAUAUCCUCAACAGCAGCGUGGCCGACUUUAUUGCCGGCGGCCACAAGCUCAGCGUCGUGCUCAAGUGCGCCAGGCACGCGAACAGGAUCUCGUCAUCGGAUGUCGAUCUCAGCGCGGCCGACCAGACCGGUGUCUCGAUGAUGUCCGCGGUGGUCGCCUCAAAGGUUGCCUCGGGCCCGUUGGCGCGCAACGAUAACUUAAUGUCCUUCGCAGCGGCACCCAUUGCAGUGGCCAAGCCGGAUACGGGCACUUCUUCAGUUGUGCAGGCGGCGGUCGUUUCGCCCGUGCUUCGGUCCUCAUCACCGCCGCCGCCAUUGUCUUCCAGACGGAGCAGCGGCCAAGGAUCGUCGAAGGAGCCUACAUGUAUGCGGCCCAAGAUGGUCGCAUGGUCUAAACUGUCGAUCGAUCCGUCCUGCGCGCAGUGCUCGACCGAGUUUUCGCCGGUCUGGUGGCCGCUGUCGCCGGGAUCAUCCAGCAACGGCGCGACGCAGACAAUAGACAGGAAAAUUCACAAGUCUAGUGCCAAGGUUCUUUGCCACCGGUGCUAUACAAUGUCGGCGAGUUCUGUCUCGCACGGCAACAAAAUUACAUCGUCAUAAUCUUGUUUAACAUAAGUAUUUUUCUCUUUGUUUUUAAUUAUUGUUUCAACUACACAA
Messenger RNA from Kickxella alabastrina, 3904 nucleotides. RefSeq lists its product as uncharacterized. Bases 164 to 3847 code for a protein of 1227 amino acids. Lineage: Eukaryota; Fungi; Kickxellomycota; Kickxellomycetes; Kickxellales; Kickxellaceae. Gene Ontology annotation, biological process: histone catabolic process. The transcript is spliced from 2 exons. Gene Ontology annotation, cellular component: Lid2 complex. The record is from RefSeq and is a predicted model, not a curated record. Gene Ontology annotation, molecular function: chromatin binding; ubiquitin-protein transferase activity.